Protobothrops mucrosquamatus (brown spotted pit viper) is the source of this 2232-nucleotide messenger RNA. RefSeq names its product solute carrier family 43 member 3 (gene SLC43A3). Bases 83 to 1723 code for a protein of 546 amino acids. The transcript has 13 exons. Gene Ontology annotation, biological process: transmembrane transport. NCBI's taxonomy places the organism in Eukaryota, Metazoa, Chordata, Lepidosauria, Squamata, Viperidae. Gene Ontology annotation, molecular function: transmembrane transporter activity. The record is from RefSeq and is a predicted model, not a curated record.
CUGAGCCACACGGUCUUCAUUUGGAAGAGCUUUCUCUCUUGAGAAGUCCAUCUGCCUUCCCUAUUCUUUCCAAGAGCAUUUUAUGGAGAACAAAACUGAUCCCGAUGCCGAGAAGACUAGAUUAGAAAAGAAGGACAGUGCUCGUGAUGCCAUGGAGUCUCGGAAGUCAGGAACAGCCAAACGUCUGGCUACAUUAAUCUCAGGCCUGGUGGAGUGCAUGUGCUUUGCAGGUGUCAUUUUUGGGUGGACAUCGCUGGUCUUUGUCCUCAAACAUUUGAAGUACUUUGAGAACUAUUGUGAGUCAGCCGCCAAUACAACCAUCAAUCAAACAACUCAAGGCUGUGCAGCUCAGGAUGAACAGUUCUCUCUCAUCUUCACCAUUGGCUCCUUCAUGAAUAACUUCAUGACCUUCCCUACUGGCUACAUCUUUGACCACUUUGGCACCACAGCAGCCCGUCUGCUUGCCAUAUCCUCCUACACCAUUGGUACUCUCCUCAUUGCAUUUUCUUCAGCAGCCACUGCAAUAAUGUUGUAUCCAGCAUUGACAUUUAUCUCUGUUGGUGGGAUCCUUCUCAUUCUCACAAAUAUGCAGAUUGGGAAUCUGUUUGGAAAACAUCGGUCCAUCAUCAUUACCCUCUACAAUGGAGCCUUUGAUUCUUCCUCAGCUGUAUUUCUUAUCAUCAAGCUCCUGUAUGAGCAAGGCCUCUCCCUGGGAGCCAUGUUCUUCUUCAUGUCUGCCUGCAGUGCCUGGCACUUAGUUCGCACCUUUUUCCUGAUGCCCCGAUACCAUAUUCCUUAUCCACUGCCCCCAGGCUAUACAUAUGGAUUGAACUGUCCUGGGAUUUCCCAUUCCUACCGCACAUAUGAGGAACAAGGCUCCCCCAAGAUCACAGUUGCAGAUGAAGCCCAAGACUCAAAUAAUCUACAUCAUGAGUCAGCACUCAAAGAAGAACAAGCUACCAUCAAGGAGACAGUUGACAAAGGUGAUGCUGAGACUGGAUCAGACGCCAAGCAGCCGCCUGUUAAAUCCUUUUGGAAAUGUGCUUUCUCCAUGUUAUUUUUCUGGCACUUGAUAUGGCUGUCAGUGAUGCAGCUGCGCCAUUACCUCUUCAUUGGCACCCUCAAUCCCAUGCUGACGAAACUCGCAAAUAAGGACGCCAGCCUCGUGAGUAACUACACCAAUGCAUUCGCCUUCACACAGCUCUGUGGAGUCCUCUGUGCCCCUUGGAAUGGGCUUAUUCUUGACUGGCACAAACACAGGCAAAAGAAGGGAGAAGGUCAUUCAGGGGCACCAGAUCCCGUUGCUGAUCUCCGUUCUUGUAUCCUGUCCCUGUUCAUUACAGUGUUACAGUGCCUGGCCUUCUCCAUCUGUGCUUCCAUUCCUGUGCUGCCUGUGCAGUAUGCCACAUUCAUCUUACAAGUUCUGAGCCGUUCCUUCCUCUAUGGAGGCAAUGCUGCCUUCUUGGCUAUUGCUUUUCCCCUUGAACACUUUGGGAAACUCUAUGGUCUGGUGAUGGGACUGUCAGCUGUGGUGUCCCUUCUACAGUAUGCCUGUUUUGCACUGAUCGAAGGCCCACUAAAGGGGGAUUCCUUUUAUGUUAACAUUGCCUUCAUAGUGUUAAUGUUUCUGGCUUUUGUCAAUCCUUUCACCGUGUGGCGGGAAUGUAAGCUACGAGAGAAGGAGCAGGCUGCAAGAAAGCCAGGCCUGGAGUCUUCCAUCUGAGUCCAUCCCAGUUUAGACUUUGGGAACCUCACCUAACAAAAGGGGCCCUUACAAAGGCCUACGUGGGAACAAACGUUGUCUCUUUAAAUCUCACAGCAGCAAAAUAGGUCACAGUCCCACAUGAUCAGGUGCUCUUAAGUCCUUCAAAUUAAAAGGGUUUAACUGUGUCUAAAUUUGGGCUGGAUUACUAAUUCCAUGUUUCAAAACCAGAUUUAAAUACAGUACCCAGUCUCUUUCUCUCUCUCCAGUAUUUUAUAGAAAUUAAAGCCAGAUUCGUAACUUGGGGGGGUUGGAUUUAGAAUAUAUUUCACUGUUAUGUAUUUUGUUCUUUUUCAGAGAUCUAUUUUUGUGGAUUGUAUAAAAUUUUAGUAUAGAAGCCAAUUUAUUUUUUUUUCCACUUGAAAUGUUUAAUGAACCAGAACCUGUAUUUUUAAUGCAACAAUAUUUUAACCUCCCUUUAAACUUUUGAAUAUAUUGAGAAAUCUUCUACUCUCUAGUUUUUAAUUAUU